This is a messenger RNA of Lodderomyces oxycetoniae, 3999 nucleotides long. Its product is annotated as ubiquitin-specific protease. The coding region runs from base 1 to 3999 and encodes 1332 amino acids. The record is from RefSeq and is a predicted model, not a curated record. NCBI's taxonomy places the organism in Eukaryota, Fungi, Ascomycota, Pichiomycetes, Serinales, Debaryomycetaceae. Gene Ontology annotation, molecular function: cysteine-type deubiquitinase activity; proteasome binding. Gene Ontology annotation, biological process: regulation of proteasomal protein catabolic process; protein deubiquitination; proteasome-mediated ubiquitin-dependent protein catabolic process. The transcript has a single exon.
AUGUUUGUUGAAGAUCCAGUUGUUGAGCCUUUGCCAUCCAAUACAGAGCUGCUAACCACGUCGGAUUCAGAGAAAAAAACAUCGUGUCAACUUGUCGAGUCGACAAGUUCGAGUUCAAUCCAGUGUUCAUCAAGUCAGUCUCAAUUACUGAGCCGAAAUCCUUUCCGAGGUAGUUUAUCUAAUUUAUCUCCGCAAUUACAGCAACGAGGAAAUUUGAAUGAAGACCUUUUGGAAAUAGAAAAGCAACCUUUGUCAAGUUCGCAAGAUGGGCUAGAUAGUACUGGUGGUGGUACUGGUGGUGGUACUAGUGGCGGCUCAAAAACAAGAGUUUCAAAUGAAGAGCUAAUACGAUAUCCAUUCAAGACUUUAAAUAGAAUACUUGACGAUUUGAAAUGGACGGUUGCAGCGAAACAGAGAUACGACAACAAGCUUAUUAGCUUAUUGAACAGUAGACCCAUAGAAUAUUCAGAAAGCUUGACUCAACUUGUAACCUCAGCUUUAUCGAGCUAUGAGACAUUAAUUUUAAAUGAACAUAUAGAUUAUUGUCCUUCUGUGGAGAAAGUAGAGAAUCAAGAAACAAAACAAUGCAUAACAAUCAUUAGAGGUUUGGUAGUAGUGAACAGCAAAGAGCUCAAAACUUAUCACUUUAGAAUACUGGUUUUAGAAGAUACUGGAAAUCCCUUUAUUGUCAAAGUAAUCGAUAAGCAUCAGUAUCAUGUCAUUCCUGAAUCACUAGUUUCACAAAGCGACUUAAAUCUAUUGCGGAAAUAUCCACUCGAGCAAGCUCAAAUUAUUGAUGAUGCAUAUUUCAAGAGUUUGAACUCACUAAGUAAUCAUCUUCUAAGGGUAACUUUAUUUGAAUCUGAAUUUUCUACGCAAGAUUUGGAAAAUAUCACCAACAAAGAUAUAAUCCAAACCAGAUAUCUCAGUAGCAUUGCCCGUCAUCCGGAUUUAGACCCUCUUUUAGUCCCCAACAGCCUUCAGUGUAUUAGGAUGUUAUUAAAAGUUUUAAAAGGCCCAAUAUUGUUAGGAGAGAACCCGACAAAAGUGAUUAGUCUAAACACCUCGUUGGAUGCGCACAUUGACAUCAAUCUACUCCUUGAUAAUCUUUUAUUCACCUUAAUUGAAGAGAAGUAUGAAGUUGUUCCCCCUAAUUUAAGUGAAUCGCCAGCGUUAAAAGAGUCAUAUCUUCGAAAAGUUGUUGAGUUGAUAUACCAUGCAUGGAAUUUGAGAGUUGAUAAGAACAUGUUUAAGACUUUGUAUUCUUUUUCAAACAACAUGGCUCAAGUUUUCCUGAAUAUAAGCGAGUUUGAUAAGAAUGCCAGUAUUAUAAAUUUCAACAGCAACUAUUCCAAUAAACAUGCAUUUUUCAUUUCUUUGAGUGCCGCUGCAUAUUUCCAAGAUGAGCUAUUGAUCAAGUGUUUUCAACAUACAGUUGAGUCCGACCCUUCAAAUAAACUAGUAUAUGUUGACGCAUUGAAAGAUAUCAAGAAUUUUCAAUCUGCUAGCGGCCAUGGCAUGAAGUUGGCAGCAUAUUUCAGGAAAUUGUCGCAACUGGGAGAAUCGAUUGGGUACAGGGAGUUUCUUGAGUCGUUGCGGGUUUUGGGUGUCGUUUAUGAUGAUUCUACAGACGUGCGACUGAUUGAUGAUGAUGUUAUUAUUUCAAUGUAUCGCAAACAAUUCCAAAAUGAUCCAAGAAAUUAUCAGUAUUACAACAAUCAAUUACGAAUCGUUGCUCUUGCCAAGGAAUCAGGUAAACUUAAGAAAUUUUUGGCGGAGGAGAUUUUACCUAUGGACUUUGCCCUAGCAGAACUUGAAAUUGAGGAAAUUACCGAGGACGAAGUUGUUAUUACAGCUUACGAGUUCAAGGCAGAUGACAUACUACAGCAAAAUGGAUUCAACAACUUAGCUAAUGAGGUGAUAAUGCUCAACAAGGCGAUCACAUCAGUGGCCAUAAAUAGAAGGAGUUUUUCCUUGUUGCAUUAUUUAGAAACGAAACUUCCUGAAUACGUUAGCACUCCAGAAACAGCAAACAUGGCAAUUGGUGAAUGCUAUCGAUUAUUGGACUCCACAGUCAAAACGUCAGAAUUUGAGAUUAUUUCCAAGUUUCAAAAUAAACUAUUACAAAGUCAAGUGGAUAUCAGGGUAUUACGAUAUGCUUUGAAAAUGAUUGUUGAUUUCAAAAACUCGGAGAUUCUUUUGAAGUUCUUACAAACUGGGAAAAUUGAUUCUUCCUUAUUGCCUGCCGAGAAUUGGCCAGCUGGAUUGGACAAUAUUGGGAACACGUGUUAUUUGAAUUCGUUAUUACAGUACUAUUUCUGCAUAAAACCAUUAAGAGAUUUAGUGCUUACUUUCAAUGAAAAGGAUUUCAAUCUUGAUGAGUUUUCAGCGAGCAGGAAGAUUGGUGGUAGGAAAGUUGAACUUCUGGAGAUACGCCGAUCUAAUCAGUUUAUAUAUCAUUUGAAGAAAUUGUUCGAGGAGAUGAUCCACACGGAGAAGAGGUGUGUUCAACCAAGUAAGGAGUUAGCAUAUUUGUCAUUUUUGCCACUAUCCAUGCCUGUUACAUUUAAGAACACUACAGUGGACGACGUGAAGGAAGAGAAGAAAAAUCAAGAUCAAGAUCAAAAUCAAAAUCAAAAUCAAAAUCAAAAUCAAAAUCAAAAUCAAAAUCAAAAUCAAAAUCAAAAUCAAAAUCAAAAUUUGGGUUUGGAUUUGGAUUUGGAUUUGGAUCUGGAUUUGGAUUUGGAUCUGGAUCUGGAUUUGGGGGAAGCUAUCAAAAUCGGUGACACACAGGCUAAAGAUUCUAUUUCAGGAAAAGAAAAUACUACUAACGAGGAAGUUGUAUUACACGAUGCGGAUGGAGUUGAGAUUGAAGAGGAAAUCGAGACUCCGGGCUCGAGUGAGGCUGCUGCCUUCGAUGCGGAGCCACGGAUCCUUCCUAUAUCUACCGAUGAAAUGGAAAGUACAAUUGAGCUUGGAAGACAACAAGAUGUUACUGAAUGUAUUGAAAAUGUGAUAUUUCAAAUCGAGUCUGCGUUACCACCUACCUCAUUAGACGACGACGGAGAACAAUACGAUUUAAUAAAGAAGUUAUUUUAUGGCAAAACAAAACAAACGAUUCAGCCACUAAAUGACGAUUCCAACACUAAAGGUCGAGUUUCUAUUGAGCGAUUCAACAGUCUUAUAAUUAAUGUCAGUGAUCACCCCAAAAGUAUUUACGAUUCAUUAGAUAAUUACUUUAAUGAGGACAUUGUCAAUUUAGAAGAAGGACUUGUUAAGAAAUCCAUUACAAUUAGCAAAUUACCUCAAAUCAUGCAGUUCCAUGUUCAAAGAGUAAUGUUUGAUCGAGAAAAACUUAUGGCGUACAAAAGCAUUGAACCCAUUCCGUUUAGUGACAAGAUUUACCUUGAUCGAUAUUUGGACACUGAUGAUGAAGUAAUUUUAAAGAAGCGGAAUGAAGUGUUUCAGUGGAAAAAGGAGAUUAAUGAAUUGUUAAUGAGAAAGAAUGAAAUAUUCCGUAUUGACGAGGAGACUAAUAUGACAAUAAUCGAUAGCUUAAUCACUACUAAGAAAUUUCUUGAAACGAAAGUUAUUGGGGAUGAUCAUUUGUGUAUCAAAUUAACCACAAUACAAACGAUUUCCGAUCAGAUUAGUAAAUUGCAAAACCAAUUAGUUGAAAUAGAUGAUAGGGUUUCUCAAUUACAAGAAGCGAUAUCUAAGCAAUUUGAAAAUUACAACCAAAUUGGAUAUUCCAUUUUUGCCAUUUUCAUUCACCGUGGUGAGGCAAGCUACGGCCAUUAUUGGAUAUAUAUAAAAGAUCCUCAAAAUAAGAGCAUAUUUAGAAAAUACAAUGAUGAAAUAGUAAGUGAAGUUUCAGAAUCGGAAGUGUUCAAUUUCUUAGAAGGUAAUACCGCUACACCUUACUAUAUUGUCUAUGUUAAGGAUGAAUUAGAGCAAGAGUAUAUCAACCCAUUGAAUCGGUCUAUCUCAUGCAGUUGA